AUGUCCAAUAGUGAAGAAAGUCAAGUUGAAAACACCAACGAGAAUGUCGAAGAGGUUCAACAUGCUAUAGCAAAUUCCUCAAAAUCUGAUGGAACUGACAAUGCUCUAAGUGAUACUGGCAUAUUGCAAGCAGUUGCUGACUUAUCAAUCGAUGAGAAGCCAAAUGCGAAUGGCUUGCCAAAGCUAAGUCGAGAAGAAAGAUAUGCAGCCCAAGUCGAAGCGGACUCUCGUUCUAUUUUCGUUGGUAACAUCACUCCUGAGAUUACUCCAGAGAUAAUAGAUGAGCAUUUUAAGGACUGUGGUGUUAUUGAGAGGAUAACUCUUCUGUAUGAUAAGAAUACUGGGGCACCUAAAGGCUACGCAUAUGUCGAAUUUGAAAAUGCAGACGCUCAAGAGAAAGCUCUGGAACACAAUGGGUCUGAAUUGAAAGGAGGGAAAAUUAGUGUUUACAAAAAAAGAACUAAUUUACCAGGUUAUCAUAGGCAUGCCCAAUUUCAAAGACCAAACUUCUACUUUCAACAACAAUACUAUUACUAUCCUCAAGGUGGUUACCAAGAUUAUAAAAAUAUGAAUAUAUAUGCUCCACCAUUUGAAUUACAGUCCAGCGGGCCAAGACAGUUCGGUCAAUUUAAUGGCAAUUUCAAAGGGAAGUACAGAGGCAACUAUCGAAAUAGUAAACGAGGGGGUCGUCAACAAAGAAACUAUUCCAACUACAAUCAACUGGAUGACUACCGUAAAGAUGACCCAGAGAACGCAAGCUCGUCUGAAGAGGUUUUCAAUGCUGACCCAUCAAAAAACAAUGAUGAAAUUAAUGGGAAAGGUAAUUAA
Molecule: messenger RNA, 828 nt
Organism: Torulaspora delbrueckii
Lineage: Eukaryota; Fungi; Ascomycota; Saccharomycetes; Saccharomycetales; Saccharomycetaceae
Gene: SGN1
Product: Sgn1p
Exons: 1
Coding region: 1-828 (275 amino acids)
Molecular function (GO): RNA binding
Source: RefSeq, a predicted model, not a curated record